Molecule: messenger RNA, 768 nt
Organism: Paraglomus brasilianum
Lineage: Eukaryota; Fungi; Glomeromycota; Glomeromycetes; Paraglomerales; Paraglomeraceae
Source: the annotation of a GenBank genome assembly
AUGUGGGCAGGCACCUUCGAUUUCGCUCAUAGUAGUCACUUUGACAUUUCUGCUGAAGCAAUGCAUUCAAACAUUAUGUCUACUCCACAGAAUGCGACUACCAAUGACUCUCCUGGUGCUUUAGUAGCCGCACCAACCCUAGACCCACACCAAACCGCUCAUACGAUGCUUGCCACUGAUUCUGGUAUUCAAGACGCGUUUUCUGCUGCGGCAGCAUUACUCCGAGUACAACAUGAACCACAACCUCAUCACCAGCAAAAUCAUACUCAAUUGGAUAUUCAUCUGAAAAGAGUAGAGGGACCUCUUCAACAAGGGAAUUUAUCUAUGGCAAUCCAAAUACUGUCCGAGAUUACUGAGCUCGUAGUCUCUAAUUGCGAGUAUCUGGGUCUAUCAGGAGAUGACAACGUUCCAUCAGCGUACAGAGUCAAGCGAGAGAAUUUCUGGCGUAGUCUUAACAACACAUGGAUCUAUACUCUAACACAGAUAAAUGUGUCCUCCAAACAUUCGACCUUUAUUGACCAUGAAUUUCUCUGCCAUCUACGGCAAUCGAUAGUCAGUUGGGCUGAUGUUUUAGAGAGAUAUGGGCUAGUAGAUUAUGAACUUGGCUUUUGGGAGCAGGAUCUUCUUGAGGCCAUUGAUCGCACUCUUGCCGCUUUUUUAAACCAACAUAGUUGUCGUGCUUUCGACGGGGAGGUGCUUUCACAAUGUCAACCGGAAAUGGGUUCAAGAGUGAAGGUGCAUGAUGGGGAGUUGUAUUCGCAUGUGUGA